Camellia sinensis is the source of this 1410-nucleotide messenger RNA. The record is from RefSeq and is a predicted model, not a curated record. Lineage: Eukaryota; Viridiplantae; Streptophyta; Magnoliopsida; Ericales; Theaceae.
AUGAGAAGGCAAGAUGGAAUCAAGAAGAGGCAAAUUCUAUUGUUGUUGAUUAUGGAGAAUACGAAGAUUGCAAUAAUGGAGAUUGACUCAAACAAUGACAAUCCUUCAUUAAAUCGUGAAGAAGCUGAAGAACCCAAGAGGGGAAUGACUUUUAGCUCAAAAGAAGAAGUUUACACAUUUUAUGCCAAAUAUGCUGAACGUGUUGGAUUUCAUAUAGCUAAUAGAACACAAAGUACUGGAUAUGAAGGGGAAUUAAAAUACUUUGGAAUUGAAUGUUCUCGGGCAGGGAGGAGGAAAAAAAAAUCAGAAGUAAACCCUCUCAAGCCAUCAUUGUCCACAAAAAUUGGUUGCAAAGCAAAGAAGAGAAGAUUGGAAGUAAAUGAUCAAGCAAGGAUUGGGGUGUCUAGCGAUUUUCAUUCACUAGUUGAUGUAGUUGAGGGAUAUGUACAAUUGACAUUUGAUGAACGAGAUUGCGACGAUUACAUUGAGAGAGCGAAAAGAUUGAGGAGGCUUGCGGUAGGGGGUGCCAAUUUAAUUCAAGAUUAUUUUUUAAGGAUGAAAAAACAAAAUUCAAACUUCUUUUAUGUAAUGAACUUUGGUGAUGAUGGGUAUGUUAGGAAUUUCUUUUGGGCGGAUGCAAGGAGUAGGGUGACUUAUGAAGCGUUUGGGGAUGUUGUCACAUGUGACACAACCUAUCUUAUGAACAAAUAUGAUUUGCCACUUGCUCUAUUUGUAGGAGUUAAUCACCACGGGCAAUCCAUUUUGUUUGGGUGUGGGUUGUUAUCUAGUGAGGACACUAAUACAUAUGUUUGGUUGUUCAAAUCAUGGUUAAGUUGCAUGUUAGGGCAUCCUCCAAAAGCUAUAAUAACUGACCAGUGUAGCGCUAUGCAAAAUGCUAUACAUAUUGUCUUUCUAGAAGCUCGGCAUCGAUGGUGCUUAUGGCAUGUAAUGAAGAAACUUCUAGAGAAAUUGAGAGGAUAUUCUCAAUAUGAACCCAUAAAGUUGGCUUUGCAAAAUGUAGUUUACGACUCUUUCACAAAAGAUGAAUUUGAGCAUAAAUGGAAAGUAAUGAUUUCAAACUUCAAUCUUUAUGAUAAUGAGUGGCUGAGGGGAUUAUAUAAUGAGAGGCAUCGGUGGGUUCCAGUCUAUGCCAAAGACAUGUUUUGGGCUGGCAUGUCAACCAUGGAACAAAGUGAGAGCAUGCAUGUAUUUUUUGAUGGAUAUGUCAAUUCAAAGACUACUUUAAAGCAAUUUGUUGAACAAUGUGACAAUGCUUUGACGAGUAAGGUUGAGAAAGAAAAGAAAGCAGACUUUAAAUCUCGACACAAAUUGUAUGAUCGCCUAACUAUGUAUGGUAUCGAGAAGCAAUUUGAGGAAGCCUACACCAAUGCAAAAUUCAAAGAAGUUUAA